This is a messenger RNA of Erpetoichthys calabaricus (reedfish), 1384 nucleotides long. RefSeq names its product bcl-2-like protein 1. The transcript is spliced from 3 exons. Bases 199 to 795 code for a protein of 198 amino acids. The record is from RefSeq and is a predicted model, not a curated record. Gene Ontology annotation, cellular component: mitochondrial outer membrane. Gene Ontology annotation, biological process: intrinsic apoptotic signaling pathway in response to DNA damage; extrinsic apoptotic signaling pathway in absence of ligand; negative regulation of intrinsic apoptotic signaling pathway. Lineage: Eukaryota; Metazoa; Chordata; Cladistia; Polypteriformes; Polypteridae. Gene Ontology annotation, molecular function: protein homodimerization activity; protein heterodimerization activity.
GCACCCGUUCAUUUCAUUCACAGUUAAUAAAGUUGUCCGCCCUGAGCCUGCUACUUUGUCUUCAUAGCAUCAGCUUUGCUGAAAAUAAGUUGUGUCGCUUGGACCCCGAACACUUCUACGGAAGAUCGUGAACUCGUGUAUACGUUUGAAAUCGCCUGGCAACACGUUUAAAGGCUGCCCAAGACAGAAUAAUAAAACAUGUCUUACAGCAACAGAGAGCUUGUUGAAGAUUUUAUCAGCUACAAAUUAUCGCAGAAAAAUGUUUUGAAUAGCCAGAGUGAACUGGAUGUAUUACAGGUCAAUGGGACUGGAAUAAUCAAUAGCUUCCCAGCCACUCCAGCAUCUAAUGGAGUUAAAGCAGUAAAAGAGGCACUUCGUGGCUCAGGGGACGAGUUUGAGCUGAGGUACCGGGCUGCUUUCAAUGACCUUGCUUCGCAGCUACAUAUCACCCCUGUUACAGCUUACCAGAGCUUCGAGGAGGUUGUUGGCGAACUCUUCAGAGAUGGAGUGAACUGGGGACGCAUAGUGGCACUCUUUUCAUUUGGUGGUGCGCUCUGUGUUGAAUGUGUGGAGAAGGAAAUGGUUCCUCUUGUGAGACAUAUAGCAGACUGGAUGACCACCUACUUGGAUAAUAACAUUGAUGCCUGGAUCCUGAGUAAUGGAGGAUGGGAUACCUUUGUCAGGAUCUAUGGACGACACGCAUCAGCCGAGUAUUUCAAGAAGUGGCUGGUGGUUGGAGUGACUAUGACUGCUGGACUGGUGUUGGCCUCCUUUAUUGCACACACCCAUCUGUAGGACCACCUGAAGGUGGUGGGAAGAAACAAAUUUGAACAACAGCAAUUUUCAGGAAUUGGAUUAUUUUGUAUUUUACUACAGAAUUCUUUUGACUAAUGUUCUUUAUUUUGUAUGUUGUCUUAUGUUAGUAGAGAGUGUUAAAGCAGUGUGACUUCAAAGGCGGUGUUCACCAGUCUAAAACUGGAGGUCUGUCUCUUAUUUUAAUGGCUGCCGUUUGUAAAUAUAUUUUAUGUUCAUUCUAUAAAGUUUUUUUCCUUGAGAAAAGAACACAGACCCAGAGUUUACUGGAUUUUAUUUGUCUUGGUGUUCUGCAGCACUUGAGAUGUUAUUAAAAUGUGUUUCUCUAGCUGUGCUCUGGUGUUUAGUUGUGCAGACAGCAGGUGAGUACCGAGCUUCACUUCAGACAGGAGAGGUUGCUGGCUGUUAUGUUUUUUUAUGUGGCACUCUCCACUAUUCCAGUCUUCAUAGUUUACUUCCAAUAAACUCUUGAAAAAGCACAGACCUGCUCUACGUAAUAUAGGGCUGGCACCUUUAAUUUAAUACUUGAAAAGCAAGGCUCAUGCCAGUUUGACCAACUCCAGAAAGACGA